Messenger RNA from Daphnia pulicaria, 3949 nucleotides. RefSeq lists its product as uncharacterized. Gene Ontology annotation, molecular function: protein binding. The record is from RefSeq and is a predicted model, not a curated record. NCBI's taxonomy places the organism in Eukaryota, Metazoa, Arthropoda, Branchiopoda, Diplostraca, Daphniidae. The coding region runs from base 478 to 3693 and encodes 1071 amino acids. The transcript has a single exon.
ACAACUACAGUACACAACCCAAGUCUUGAAUACAAAUGCGUUGCACCUUCGUUUUAUCUUUCAAUCGAACAAAAAAACGCUAAUAACACGUAUACAUAAUCACCCGCUGGCAAUUACAGGUUGUGCAACAAACGACACAAUCACAAGGCUGAAGGUUUCUUUUGAGACAUUUUUGAUUUUGAACUUCAAUUUUUUAUUCUACUUUUAAAAUAGAAUAAGUCAUUAUCAAUAUAAUGACACCUACUGCAAUGAAAUAAGCAAACAGACGGAUUAAGGUUUUAAAAUUUUGUUGCUGAUAAUAUGAUGCUGAUACAACCAGAGUUAUGAUAAAAGCGUAAAACGUAGACUUUGGGACCAUAGCAACCCGCUUUACUAAAUAUCAACGCAUAAGUUGCCCUUGACACGGCACUCACGAUUCUGCGUUUACCAACAACAUUUCAACAACAGCCAACCGCUUACAUAAAACUGUUUUAAAAAAUGGCUGAUGAUUCGACAUCGCUACUCGGAAUCGUUCACGGUAAGCCUAACAAGCAACAACUAUUAUUCAUACCUUGUGAUGAAGAAAAUCUAAGAAACACCAGUCACGAAAUAUCUGAACAUGUCCUUUUUCAAUAUUUACUCAACGAUUACGCAAGCCCGCCCAUCAAAGAAAAAUUUAGAACUUGCAAACUGUUGCCAAUUCCAAGAGAAAUAAACCCCGAAUCCAAGAUAACUCAAGUGGAAACUCACCGUCGAAGUGGUAAGCCCAUUUUAAAAACUGGACCUUUCAACAUUUUCGUAGUCUUCAAAACUGUUUGUGAAAAAGACGGAGAUUGCUGGUGGUCAUUGGAAGAGACCGUGAAACACGCAGUCAUACUGCAACGAUCCCGCGACAAAGAUUCAAUCAAGAAAAAGUUUAAAGAAACUGAACUCGUUGCUGACGAAUUGGAAGGAAAAGGUUGCAUGAGAGAACUGCUAACAUUUUUGUGGAUUCACAUGAUUGUAGAUGCCAAAUACCAACGUGACUUGUCACGUUGCGAGUCAAUCAUUCCGUUAAUCAUUCAAAAAAUCACGAAAAUGUGUUUCGAAUACGAGAACGAUUUCACUUAUUCUGCUCUGUCCGCUGAAGAAAGGAACCCCGACUUGUCAGAUAUUAUUAAUUUCCUUUCAAAUGUUUCCAAUUGGCAUCCGCUUGUCGUUGCAACUUAUUUGGGAGACGCUGAAUUACUCGACAGAGUCCAGCAAGACGGAAAGUACAACAUCAAUGGCGUGUACAACAACUUCACUCUGCUCAACCUGGCUAUUCUAUUUUGUAAAACUAAAAUGGUUCAACAUCUUCAAGGGAAAUUGAAAGCCCAUCCACUAAGUUGCGACGAAAAGGGAAGGAAUGCACUCCACAUGGCAGCCAAGUUCAACAAUGAAACGGAAAUCAUCAACUUGUUGUUAAAAAAUAAAAAAAUUCAAAUCGACCAGUGUGAUACUAAUGGAACGACAGCCCUGAAUCACGCAAUCAUGGCAUCCAACACCACAGUCGUUCGUUACUUAUUAGAUAACGGCGCAGAUCCCAAAAGAUUGGACCAGAUUGGCUGUUUGCCACUUCAUGUGGCGGCAUCCUACGCCACAGACAUGAAGAUCGUCGAUCUAUUCCUCAUCAAAAAGAGAAUAAUUAAUAUUGACGAAUGCAAUAAAUCUGGCGAAACUGCCCUACAUAUUGCCGCCAAGGCGUCCAACGUCACAACCGCUCGUCACCUGUUAUCAAAGGGCGCCAAUAUAAACCGACGUGAUAAGGAAGGACUUACUCCACUUUUAGUGGCCGCAAAAUUUGCCAAGGACAUGGAAUUGAUCGAUUUGUUUCUGAACAAUAAAAAGGUUUAUCUACAUUAUUGCGACGAACUUGGGCAAAAUGUUAUCGCCUAUGCAGAGAAAAACACGUACGGAUUGCGCCAAGAAAUUAUUGAUCGCGUCAAAGAGAAAGAAGACGUAGUAAUUAAAGAAUACAACAUACUGAAACUGGCCAUGUCUGAAUUGCAUACACCCAUCUGGAAAAGUCUCGUUUGGAACCUAUACAAUUACUUCAGUAGUAUUGAAUCCUACACUUGGCUUCAGCCGCUUUUAACUUUAAUCGCCCAUUCGCCAGUAAAGAAAAACAUUCAAUGGAAACUGUUCUACGUCCCUUUUGCCGACCUGAGACCCGGAAAAGGCAGCGAAAUAUCCCUGACAGACUUUAUUCGAAAUGAAGAAAGUAGGCAACAGCUGAAUUCGGCGGAAUCUGAAACGCUCAACAUUUUCGGCGACAUCGCUCACGAUUCCGAAUACACGCAGAUCCAAACUUACCAAAGCAACAGCAAUUCCAAGACGAAUUUCAUGAGGGCUUCUACUGAGUUUGUCAUUUUCAAGACGACUAGUGAAAAGGACGGAGAACGCUGGUGGUCCAUGGAUUUCAACGGGAGUUCCAUCGUCCUGCAACGGUCCCGCCGCAUAGACGCAGUCAAAAAUAAGUUUGGAGGCAAAGAGCGAAAGAACGUCACACUCAUUAGUAGUAUCAACUUGGAAGCAAGAGGCUCGAUUAAGACCUGCUUAGCACUACUUUGGGCCCUACAUAUUAUUAAAGAAAAAUCACAGGAAAAUCAUUUAAAUUCCAAAUCCUUCAUUAGAAUCACUAACGUUGAGGACAUGGAAGACAUGGGUGCUAUUGUGAAAGAUUUGAUGGAUCAAAAUCCACAAUUUUUUGAUUUAUUUAACAUUCUUACAAGUACCCCCAAUUCGACUCGAUUAUUCUUUCCCAUUUAUUACGGAAAUGCAGAGUUGUUUGAUGAAUACGUUCAAGAAUUUGACAUUGACAGUAAUGAAAUUUACAGUGCGCUCAACUUGGCGAUUGCAUUUCCCAAUAAAACGGAAAUGGUUCGACACCUGUUGGAAAACUACAACGCCGAUCCAACGGCGCGACUUUUAUUAGGGAGAAAUGCACUUGAAAUGGCCGCCAUUCACGCAGAUAACACGGAGAUAAUCGAUUUAAUCCUACAACACGAAAACGUGGAAAUUGACGAAUGUAACGAUUAUGGGACAACUGCACUUCAUUUCGCCGCCCAUUCGUCAAAUGUCGUCGCUGCAAGACAUUUGAUCAAAAUGGGAGCAACACCCAACCUGUUCAACAAAAAUGGCCUUUCCCCACUUUAUUUUGCAGUACAUUAUUCAGACGACACGGAGAUGAUCGAUUUACUUUUGGAAGCUCAAAAGAAAAGUCAAGGCGAAUAUGGGAUCGACACUUUCGAUCCUCGCAAUUCCAUUGAAUGUACUGCUCUACAUAUGGCCGCCAUCGCCUCCAAUGACAUCACGGCCAAACAUUUGAUGAAAAGGGGAGCAGACCCCAACGUAAAAGACAAAUUUGGUCGCACGCCAUUUCAUUGUGCGGUGGUCUGGGCCAAGGACAUGGACAUCGUCGAUGUUUUUCUGAACAAUAAGCAAGUCGACGUCAAUUCGCUGGACAUUGAUGAGAGAAAUGUGUUCUACUACGCCGAAUGUAACGAGCACGGACUAACCGAAGAAAUUAUAGAUCGACUGAACGCUCCACGUAAUCCAGCGAAAUCUAGACGUCCGCUUAUCUUUUUAUUAGUUUUCAUCCUUGGCUUUUUUAUUUUCGACUCUCUGUUCACUUCAAUCAGUUUGUGUUUGUGUUUGUUUUUGAUUUUCUUAUUUCACAUGUGUAAGAUUUGAUUCAUCCGCUGCAUUAAAACCAAUUGCAUUUUAAGGACCAAUACCGGUGAAAUGAUUAUUUUAAACAAGACUAUUUUUAUCUACUUCUAUUUUAACCUCCUUCUAUCAAACUAUUUUAUCACAAAGGUGGUGGUGUCUAAUCCAAUUUGUCAAUUAACACCUAAUAUUGUCUGAAACAAAUUACGAGUAACUUUGCAAAUCUGCAAUAAUGAUCAAUGUUGACUCGCAGAAAAUAAAUGGACAUGUUUGACUCGUU